Molecule: messenger RNA, 5296 nt
Organism: Betta splendens (Siamese fighting fish)
Lineage: Eukaryota; Metazoa; Chordata; Actinopteri; Anabantiformes; Osphronemidae
Gene: pbrm1
Product: polybromo 1
Exons: 30
Coding region: 156-5057 (1633 amino acids)
Biological process (GO): chromatin remodeling
Cellular component (GO): RSC-type complex
Molecular function (GO): protein binding; chromatin binding
Source: RefSeq, a predicted model, not a curated record
CGCGCUUUUAUUCUGAAGUUGAACAAGCGGAAGUGGCGGCUAGGGUGUCGCUAGCUUCACACUUGUCUCCGGCUGCCUCAAAUCGAUAAGUGAUUGGCAUUCCUCACUGUCCAGAUUCUGUGCGUGUGGUCUCGUGCCAACAGAAGGGUGUCGCCAUGGCCUUGAAAAGGAGACGGGCAACAUCCCCCUCUAGCAGUGUGAGUGGCGGAGAUUUUGACAAUAGCCAAACUUCAACGUUAGUGUCUUCAAUUGGGAGAAAGAGGAGAAGGACCACACACAUACCAACUGUUGAUCCUAUCGCUGUAUGUCAUGAAUUGUACAACACAAUUAGAGAUUAUAAGGAUGACCAAGGCAGGAUGUUGUGUGAGCUGUUCAUCAGAGCUCCGAAACGAAGGAAUCAACCAGACUAUUAUCACGUGGUGUCUCAGCCUAUUGACAUGAUGAAGAUCCAGCAGAAAUUAAAAAUGGAAGAAUAUGAUGACGUUGAGCAACUCACCAGUGAUUUUCAGCUCUUGUUUAACAAUGCAAAAACAUAUUACAAGUGUGACAGUCCUGAGUACAGAGCAGCCUGUAAACUGUGGGACCUGUACCUUCGAACCAAAAAUGAAUUUGUUCAGCGAGGAGACUAUGAUGAGGAUGAUGAAGAUGGAUACGAUGCACAAGAAAACCCUGGGGCGUCCACCGAGGAUGAGAGUGUGCCUACCAGCUUGAAAGAGAUACUUGAGCAUCUGCUUGAUGCUGUGGUGUCUUACACUGAGCCUACUGGCCGCCUGGUUAGCGAACUAUUCCAGAAACUUCCAUCCAAAAUGCAAUACCCAGAUUAUUAUGCCAUUAUUAAGGAACCAAUUGAUCUGAAGAUCAUUGCUCAAAAGAUUCAGUUGGGGAACUACAGGACUGUUGGUGCCAUGGCUAAAGACAUAGAUAUGCUGGUCAAAAAUGCCAAAACAUAUAAUGAGCCUGGAUCACAAGUUUUCAAGGAUGCAAACACCAUUAAAAAGAUUUUUGCCCAGAAGAAGUCUGAGAUGGAGCACGGAGAACCAAUCAAGUCUAGCAUUCGUAUUAGGAAUAGAAGGUCUGCACAGGGCGACCGCCUGUCCGCUAUCACCAUGGCUCUACAGUAUGAGAGUGAUGAUGAGGGAAUACUCUCAGGGACCGUCCACUAUGAUGAGGGUGAAUCUGAAGCAGAGAGUAUGACCUCUAACAUAGACAUGAGCAACCCCAUCUUCCAGCUGUACGAAGCCGUGCGAGGUGCCAGGAACAGCCAAGGCCAGCUGAUCUCUGAGCCUUUCCUGCAGCUGCCCGCCAGGAAGGACUACCCCAACUACUACCACCAGAUCAGCCAACCCAUCUGCCUCCAUCAGAUCAAGAACAAGAUGAAGAGCAAUGAAUAUGAGAGCGUGGAACAUAUCAACUCUGAUCUGACGCUGAUGUUUGAAAAUGCCAAGCGUUACAAUGUUCCCCACUCCUCUAUCUAUAAGCGUGCGCUGAAGCUCCAACACAUUCAGCAGAUGAAGAGAAGGGAGCUUUUACAGAGAGAUGAUGAUGAUGGAGACAGCAUGCUCUCCUCUGCCACAUCUGACACCAGUAGCACAAAACGAAAAAGUCACAAAAAGAACACAAAGAAAAACCGAAUGAAAAUGCUCCUGGCUGCUGUGACUGAGGCGCGUGAAGCUGGCACUGGUCGACGCCUGUGCGACCUUUUUAUGGUCAAGCCCUCGAAGAAAGAUUACCCAGAUUACUACAAGGUCAUUCUGGAGCCAAUGGACCUGAGGACCAUUGAGCACAACAUCCGCUCAGACAAAUACAUGACUGAAGAGCCAAUGGUAGAAGAUAUGAAGCUGAUGUUCAGGAAUGCUCGACACUACAAUGAGGAAGGCUCCCAGGUCUACAAUGAUGCUGACGUCCUAGAGAAGAUUUUGAAAGACAAACGCAAGGAACUUGGGCCAGUGACUGAUGAGGAUGACAAAAUGUCGCCAAAGCUGAAAAUAAGAAAGAGCAGUAUUACUCUAAAGAAAUCCAAGUAUCUUACGCCUCUGCAGCAGAAGCUGAAUGAACUUUAUGAGGCUGUCAAGAACUACACAGACAAGCGGGGCCGUCGUCUCAGCACCAUCUUUUUACGACUGCCUUCUCGUGCUGAGCUGCCUGAUUAUUACAUUGCCAUCAAGAAACCAGUAGACAUGGAGAAGAUCAAGAGCCACAUGAUAGCCAAUAAAUACCAAGAUGUGGAUGCACUGGUGGAGGACUUGGUGCUCAUGUUCAACAAUGCCUGUACUUACAACGAACCGGAGUCUCUGAUUUACCGCGACGCCUUGAUGCUCCACAGGGUGCUGUUGGAGACAAGGCGUGACUUGGAGGGAGGUGAGGAUGCCCACGUGCCUGAUGUUCCUCGCCUCAUACAAGAACUCAUCUGCAGCCUGUUUGUGUCUGUGCUCGGCCACCAAGACGACGAGGGCCGUUGCUACAGCGACUCACUUGCCGAGAUUCCUGCCUUAGAUCCUGGAAAUCCUGAGAAGCCGCGGCUCAAUUUUGAGAUAAUCCGGACAAACGUAGAACGGGCAAAUUAUAAAAGGUUGGAUGUAUUUCAGGACCAUAUGUUUGAAGUGCUGGAAAAGGCUAGACGAUUGAAUAGGACGGACUCUGAGAUCUUUGAGGAUGCUGUGGAGCUGCAGCAGUUCUUUAUCCGGAUCAGAGACGAGCUGUGUAAGAAUGGAGAGAUCUUGAUGUCUCCAGCUCUCAGCUAUUCCUCCAAACAUUUGCACAGUGAUGUGGAAAAGGAGAAGAAAGAGAAGCUACCAAAGGAGUUCGAGGAGGAUAAAAUAAAGAGGGAAGAAGAGAAACAGGAAGCUGAGAAGAGAGAGGAUUCCAUUGGAGGAUUGUGGCAGUCCAACCUGCAGCGCACAUACAGUCAGGACUGCAGUUUCAAGGACAGCAUGUAUCAUGUAGGAGAUUAUGUGUAUGUAGAACCUGCAGAGCCCAACCUCCAGCCUCAUAUCAUCUACAUCGAGCGCCUUUGGCAGGAUGAUACUGGUGAGAAGUGGCUGUAUGGCUGCUGGUUUUACAGGCCAAAUGAAACAUUUCAUCUCGCCACGAGAAAGUUCCUGGAGAAAGAAGUUUUUAAGAGUGACUACUACAAUAAAGCUCCCAUCAGCAAGAUUCUGGGUAAAUGUGUGGUCAUGUUUGUGAAGGAAUACUUCAAACUUCACCCAGAAGGCUUCAGACCAGAGGAUGUCUACGUCUGUGAAUCGCGUUACUCUGCCAAGUCCAAGUCCUUUAAGAAGAUCAAGUUGUGGGCCAUGCCCUUGAGCUCAGUGCGGUUUGUACCCAGAGAGGUCCCCCUACCUGUGGUCCGAGUGGCAUCAAUGUUUGCCCCCAAGCAAGAAGAAAAACCAGCAGAGGUUCCUGAUGAAAGCAAACUGACUGAUAGUAUUGUAGACAAGGAAAGAGAGGAUGUUCCAAUUGAAAUGGCUAAUGGGGAACCAGGGUGCCAAUACUACGAACAGCUCUGCUACAACAACAUGUGGCUCAAAGUUGGAGACUGUGUCUACAUUGGUUCUCAUGGUCUAGUUCGUCACAGAGUGGGCAGGAUUGAGAAAAUGUGGAUGCGAGACGGGGCAGGCUACUUCUUUGGUCCCAUCUUCAUCCAUCCAGAGGAAACGGAACAUGAGCCUACAAAGAUGUUCUACAAGAAGGAAGUUUUCCUGAGCAACCUGGAGGAGACGUGUCCCAUGAUCUGCAUAAUAGGAAAAUGCAUAGUGUCCUCCUUCAAAGAGUAUUUGUCAUGUCGACCAGCGGAAGUGCCUGAAGAUAAUGUUCUACUUUGUGAGAGUCGUUACAUUGAAAGUGAGAAACUGAUGAAAAAGUUCAAAGGUCUUAAGCGCUUUUCACUCUCUGGAAAAGUUGUGGAGGAUGAAAUCUACUACUUUAGAAAACUCAUAGUGCCCCAGAAGGAACCAUCACCACUGCUGAACAAAAAAAUUGAAGAAUUGGAAGCUAAGUUUGCAGACAUGACUGAUGAGGAGCUGGAGGAUCUUGGGGAUGAUGAUGGCGAACUGGGGGACCAUUCUCUUCCUCAGAUGCAGUCUUCCAUGUCUGGCGAUAUGGAUAUGAUGUCUUAUACUCCUCCACAGUCCACACCCAAAUCUAUGAAGGGCCUGUCAAAGAAGGAGGGCUCAAAACGAAAGAUCAACAUGAGCGGCUACAUUCUGUUUAGCAGUGAAAUGAGAGCAGUCAUCAAAGCCCAGCAUCCUGAUUUCUCCUUUGGGGAGCUGAGCCGCCUUGUCGGCACAGAGUGGAGGAACCUGGAGAGUUCCCGGAAAGCAGAGUAUGAAGAACGAGCAGCCAAAGUAGCGGAGCAGCAGGAGCGAGACCGGGCCCAUCAUCAGAUGUCCCCUAGAGCAGGUACCCCAGUAGGGGCACUGAUGGGGGUGGUACCUCCUCCAACCCCCAUGGGAAUGCUAAAUCCCAGCAUGACGCCUGUGUCAGAAGGUGUGAUGGGUGCAUAUAGGUCAGCUUUGAUUGAAGGCAUGGUUAGUAUUCCUGGCAUAUCACCACUUCACAUAGGGCUGCCUGUCUUUCCCCAACAUCUCCUGCCUGUUAUACCUGGGUUCCUUGGAAUGCCGUACUUUGGUGUCAAUGGCAUGGGAGGUGGACCUGGAGCAGGAAACAUUCAUGGGUCCCAGAUGGGUGUUAUGGGCCCGGGGCAGCAAGCUCCACCACCAUAUCCAGGACAAGGCCAGCUGGGACAACCUGCACUCCUGCAGCCCUCAACCCCAGUGUUUGUGUCUCCGCCGGCCAGGUCUCACCGGCUGCUCCACUCUGAGGCCUACCUCAGAUACAUUGAGGGCCUUUCUGCAGAAUCCUCUACCAUUAGCAAGUGGGACCAAGCCCUCUCAGUGCAAAAACAUGAUGUGCGCCUAACAAAAGAACAGGAGAGCAGACUGCCAUCCCACUGGCUGAAGAGUAAAGGAGCCCACAAAACAAUGGCAGAUGCACUUUGGCGACUGCGUGACCUGAUGCUGCGAGACACCUUAAACAUCCGUCAGAUGCACAACUUGUAGCGUGCUGAUAUUCUGAGCCUCUGCUCCCAAACCUGUGAGACAGGAAGAGGGUCAAGCUCACUAAAAUAAUUUACUUUGUGUUAUUUAAAAACGUGUUUGUGUUGAUAUGGUCUGCUUUCUAUGUUGAAGCUGCUUUUGUUUUGCAUUUCAGAAAUACUGUUCAAGUGCAUCGUAGUUAGAACCGUCGUUCUGUGAUGAAUGCCUUCAUACUUUCGCCAUUAAAAUGUGAACAGGUUAAA